UUCUCCCAGUCUCUUCUCGGAUUUGAUAAAUCUAUUCCAAAAGAUAUAUAGAGAGAGAGAGAAUAGAAACCAAAGAUCUUUACUUGAUUAAGAGUGUGAUGAAGAAACAUAUACGCUCAGUCGCCGUCACCGUCAUUGCCCUCCUCCUCGUAUCCGCCAUCGCCACCGUGCAUGGCAGCGGAAUCCGACAACUUCUGUAUACGAAAGACGGUCCAGUGUCCGUACCUCCGUUCCUCAUCUUCGGAAACGAACGGCUCGAGAGAGCUUACGUGGCGCUACAAGCAUGGAAACGGGUCAUGAUCUCUGAUCCCUUCAAUCUCACGGCGAAUUGGGAGGGAUCCAGUGUCUGCAACUACACCGGAAUCUUCUGCUCCCCAUCUCUCGACGACCCUUCGAUACAAACCGUCUCCGGCAUCGAUCUCAACCAUGGUGACAUUGCCGGCCACUUACCCGACGAGCUUGGUCUCCUCACCGACAUUGCUCUGUUUCACGUGAACUCGAAUAGAUUCUGUGGAACCAUUCCACGUGGCUUCAUACAACUGGGUCUUCUCUUUGAGCUCGAUCUGAGCAAUAACCGGUUCGCUGGAAAAUUUCCUGAUGUUGUUAUCGGUUUACCAAAAUUGAAAUUCCUCGAUCUCCGGUUCAAUGAGUUCGAAGGGGAAUUACCGGAAUCUCUGUUCGAGAAAGAUCUAGACGCUAUAUUUCUAAACCAUAACAGGUUCAAUAGCAAAAUCCCAGGUAACAUAUGUAACUCCCCAGUUUCGGUUAUCGUACUGGCGUCGAACGGGUUCGAGGGAUGUAUACCGGUUAAUUUCGGUAAGAUGGCGAAUACUCUGAAUGAGAUCAUCAUGACAAAUAACGGGUUACACUCGUGCUUGCCUAAGGAGAUCGGGUUGCUUAAAAACGUAACUGUUUUCGACGUGAGUUACAAUUGGCUCGUCGGAGAGUUGCCGGAGACGAUUGGAGAGAUGACGAAUCUUGAACAAUUGAACGUGGAGCGUAACAUACUUUCAGGUAUAAUGCCGGAUAAUCUAUGUUCGCUCAAGAAGCUGAAAAAUUUCAGCUUUGGUUAUAACUAUUUCACCGGUGGACCGCCGUCUUGUCUUAACCUCGAGGGUUAUAACGACACGAUGAAUUGCCUGAAAGACGAACGGAACCAGAGAUCGGUGUUAGAGUGUAAGGUGUUUUUGUCCAAACCUGUUGAUUGUGAUUCCUUCAAAUGCUAUCCUGUUGACCCUUGUCAUCCUCCGCCAUCACCGCCGCCGCAGAUGGCGUCUCCUCCUCCACCGCCACCGCCUCCGGCACCAUCGCCGCCGCCACCUCCACCAACGUCCUGUCCCCCUCCGCCACCUCCACCGUUACCUCCGUGUGUGCAACCGCCGGCGACUCCGGUUUCUCCGGUAACAUCUGCGGCUGAAAACUUCUCGCAACUGCCACCGCCGUCGUUGACAAACUGACUUUUUCUUGGUCGUUCAUAGGAUUGUACUGUUGCUGCAAACUCUGAGUAUAUUAAUUGGCGUUGUAACAUGAAUGCGUGAAACCACAUGACAAAUCUCUGGCGACAUUAAAACAAUGAUCCCAUGCAUUUGCUGUUUGAGCUGAGAAGUGACGCGCAGAUCCAGCAAACUCUCUAGAGCACAAUAUAUAUAUAAGGAUUUUUUUUCUUUCAGCUUUA
Molecule: messenger RNA, 1675 nt
Organism: Tarenaya hassleriana
Lineage: Eukaryota; Viridiplantae; Streptophyta; Magnoliopsida; Brassicales; Cleomaceae
Product: leucine-rich repeat extensin-like protein 7
Exons: 1
Coding region: 99-1457 (452 amino acids)
Molecular function (GO): protein binding
Source: RefSeq, a predicted model, not a curated record